This is a messenger RNA of Rattus rattus (black rat), 2120 nucleotides long. RefSeq names its product rabphilin 3A like (without C2 domains) (gene Rph3al). The record is from RefSeq and is a predicted model, not a curated record. NCBI's taxonomy places the organism in Eukaryota, Metazoa, Chordata, Mammalia, Rodentia, Muridae. Gene Ontology annotation, biological process: intracellular protein transport. Gene Ontology annotation, molecular function: small GTPase binding. The coding region runs from base 185 to 1093 and encodes 302 amino acids. The transcript is spliced from 9 exons.
AGGAGCUUGGGCGGAAGAAGGAUGGAGAAGUGCCUGGUGGGACUGAGAACAACUUGAGAGCUCGUUUCCAGCCCGGGCUGCUGGGAGGGUGAGGCAGGCUACUCGGGGGCCUGGGGAACCACCCAUCAAGCUGCUGGCCUCUACCUGGCAGAUGUGACUCCUGCCCUGGGCUGUGCUCCCCAUCAUGGCUGACACCAUCUUCAGCAGUGGAAAUGAUCAGUGGGUGUGCCCCAACGAUCGGCAGCUUGCUCUGAGAGCCAAGCUGCAGACAGGCUGGUCUGUGCACACGUACCAGACGGAGAAGCAGAGGAGGACCCAAUGCCUGAGCCCCGGAGAGGUCGAGGUCAUCCUUCAGGUCAUCCAGAGAGCAGAGCGGCUGGACAUCCUGGAGCAGCAGAGGAUUGGGCGGCUGGUGGAGCGGCUGGAGACGAUGCAGAAGAACGUGAUGGGCAAUGGUGUCUCCCAGUGUCUGCUCUGCGGGGAGAUGUUGGGAUUCCUGGGCAGCUCCUCUGUAUUCUGCAAAGACUGCAGGAAGAAAGUCUGCACCAAGUGUGGGAUCGAGGCUUCCCCCGGCCAGAAGCGGCCCCUGUGGCUGUGUAAGAUCUGCAGUGAGCAGAGAGAGGUCUGGAAGAGGUCAGGGGCCUGGUUCUACAAAGGGCUCCCCAAGUACAUCUUGCCCCUGAAAACCCCUGGCCGGGCUGAUGAUCCCCACUUCCGACCUCUGCCUAUGGAGCCCACAGAACCGCAGCCUCAGAGUGCUGAAGUCAGCCGUGUCUACACGUGGGCCCGAGGGAGAGUGGUUUCUAGUGACAGUGACAGUGACUCAGAUCUCAGCUCCUCCAGCCUGGAGGACAGACCUAUGCCCUCUGGGGUCAAGGGCACAAAAUGUGACAAGCCUAGAGGGGACUCAGGUAGCAGCAUGGAGUCACCCAGGAUGGGGCCUGCCCGACCGCCCAGCCAUCUUUCUGGCAGCCAGAGCAGCCUGGGCAGUGAGACGGGGGCAGGUGCUACAGAUCCACAGGGAGGCACCCUACCCCGGCCUGAGCCCAGGGUAUCCGGCAAAAGGCAUACGUGGGCAACUACCCGUUACUGAGGUGGCCAGCUGACCUCCCUGGGCUGAGGCACACUCUCUGGAGGAAGAUUCAGAGAGAGACAACAGGGCCAGCCUACCGGAGCCCCUCUCUGAAGGUUCCUGAGGGCUCACAAGCUCCCUGAUACCUUGACCUGCAACUCAACAAGCCAGUGUUUGGGGACCGGACCGAGCGUGCUUGCCCCCACCCUGUAGUGCCUUCUCUACUAUCUCACUCAGCACCCCACCUUUUAUUUAUUGCCCCUCCCCCAUCCCAGUCACAUCUCGAUUUGUUCGGGCCUUGGGUUGGGUUGGAAAGGCCUUCCUCUAUGCACUGAAGUUUGGGUGGGACCACACAGGGCUUUCUUUGUACUAAUGAUGCGCACUCUAACCCUCAGUAUGACCUGCGGAGCUGAGCAACCCCCACCCCCUCACCCCACCACAUUCCCAGUGUAAGCCUGGAGCACCAGGCUUUCCCUAUUCCUCCAACUGGUGGAGGCCAGAGCAAGGUCCUAUUUGCCCCGAGGCUGGUCCAGGAGCUGAGUUAAAUCCAGCUUUGAGGUUUCCCCGAAGCCCCUAUUGGCCUCUGGGCUUUUGUUCUACCCUGAAACACAGCUCCCCCUCAGACAUUAAAAUGCCUUUUGUUCUUCAGUGGAAAACAAAGCUCCCACCCUGCCUCAUGCUCGCUGGCCCAGCCUGGGAGUUUCAAAUUCUAAAGCCAGAGCAAGUGUGAAAAAUAUUCAAAAUACAGAUGCUUCUGGAAAACCCCUCCCUGGGGUGGGGGUGAGGAGGUGUCCUAUGCCCUUCCUUCCCUGAGUCCAGUUCCAUCCUUCCCCACCACCAUCCCUCCCAGGCCACCACCAUUAUUAGCCUUUUGCCUGUUGCUGCUGGCAGAAGACAAACUUCACUAUUUCCCUGAGAUGUGUAGCCAUCAGCACUAACAUAAUAAACAUGAGAAUUUUCACCAAGCCUCUCUCAUCCAAAGACCACAAUCCCCACAUUCUGACCUGUGCUGGGAUAGCAGUGGAUGGAUUAAAAUAUGUAGCACUGA